UUUAGCUUGCAAACAGGGAAAGCGGUCAGGCAGCUUAUGAUAUAUCCACAUGCAUACCGCUUACAUUUAACGUAAGUGAAAUUCAACUAGUCACUGACUCAUGGCCACGGAGCGCGGGUUGCCAGUGUGGUCUCCAUGGUGGAGUGGCUAGGUGCAGGUGGUUCUGUUGUACAUACUGCGUAAUCGGUCGAUAUAGUACUGUACUCUACAUCCGACUGCGGGUAACGGCACAUACGGCCUGGCAGCGCGGACUUUCAUGAAGACAUCUUAUCUUCACUUCCCAGUCCGGAUCCCGAGUUACUCGUCCCUAGCGGGGACGGCUGGCAUCCUAACCUAGAUAUUUGCCGCAACGUUACACGGCUGGCGACACGUCACCUGGGAGCGCCGUCCAUGCGACGCAUACUCUGUCAAUUCAGUCACUAGAGCCUACACAUAACGAGCGCUAAAUAUUUACGAACCGCGAAGGCAAGCGGACGUUAGAUUUCCUUUUUUGUUCGAUUGGGAUACUCUCCCGGGAAGUCCGGGAAGGAGAACUGUCCGCAUGCUGCUGAAAGAGUCAGCUGUGGGAGAAAUUUAUUUGGCUCGAGUCGUUGGCAUGGAGUGAGGAGGCUACAGCAGAAUGCACCUGUCUAGCGGAGGAAUCCAUCAGCUGCAUUUGCUGCCGGUCCUGGCAGUUGGUGUGCUGCUCGCAUCCUUCACCGCCGGAUGUCCGAUAUGGUCGAGAUACAUGAACAGCUACGGAAUGCCGCCCUACGGCGGCUACGGAUACUACGGCGGCAUGGGCAUGGCCCCGGGGAUGUACGGCGCGGGAAUGGGGAUGGGGAUGCCGGGGUACGGGUACGGAAUGGGCGGCAUGACGGCCGGCAGUCCGCAGUACCCUUACGUCGACCCCCAGGUCUACUGGCUCCUGGCCGAGGCCACCCCCGCCCUUCGGACCUCCUCUCCCGGUCUGUUGCCGCUAUUCCUGGCGCUUCUCUCCCUCACGCUGGCGGCGCAGAUGUCAACCUACACCGUUCUCUGACGCGGCUGCCGGCGCGAACCGGAAAUGAUCGGGGACGGUGCCACAGUCUUUCCUCUGCUUGUUGGGCAUGUACAGGAGCGGUAUCUGUGGGUACUCAUUUUCUUCCUGUGCACUUUACUUAUUAGCCUUUAUUUUAUUGCUAUUCACUGCUGUGGGUCCAGUCGUUUUUUUGGCUACCAAAGAGUUUUUGCGCCGACUGUGUUUUUCGUAUUAUCCACAAACUAACACGCGGCGCAUGUUUCCUGUACAGUAUUGAUAAAACAAUACAAAGAGGUUCUGUCUGCACCUGCUGUCAUGCUUUACUGGCUUUCCUCGCAAAAUAAUCAGAGAUUACGUUAUGGGUUGUACGUGUACA
Paramacrobiotus metropolitanus is the source of this 1376-nucleotide messenger RNA. RefSeq lists its product as uncharacterized. Bases 620 to 1021 code for a protein of 133 amino acids. Lineage: Eukaryota; Metazoa; Tardigrada; Eutardigrada; Parachela; Macrobiotidae. The transcript has 3 exons. The record is from RefSeq and is a predicted model, not a curated record.